AUGAUUGCACAGAUAUAUGUGGAUGACAUAGUGUUUGGGGGAAUGUCUGAUGCAAUGGUAAAACACUUUGUCAGUCAAAUGCAGACUGAGUUUGAAAUGAGUAUGGUUGGAGAAUUGACUUACUUCCUUGGACUUCAAAUCAAGCAAAUGGAAGAGUCCACCUUUUUGUCUCAAAGAAAAUAUGCCAAGAUCAUAGUGAAAAAGUUUGGAAUGGAUAAUGCGAGUCACAAAAGAACUCCUGAACCAACACAUCUAAAGCUAUCCAAAGAUGAAGGAGGCAUAAGUGUUGACCAGAGUUUGUAUAGGAGCAUGAUUGGAAGCUUGCUAUAUCUAACAGCCAGCAUACUAGAUAUUGCAUUUGCAGUUGGAGUAUGUGUCAGAUAUCAAGCAGAGCCAAAGGUAAGUCACUUAAACCAAGUCAAAAGAAUCUUCAAAUAUGUAAAUGGAACUUCUGACUAUGGCAUAUUGUACACUAACGGGAGUGACCCUGUUCUGAAUGGAUAUUAUGAUGCUGACUGGGUUGAAAGUGCUGAUGACAGAAAAAGCACAUCUGGAGGAUGUUUCUUCCUAGGAAACAAUCUUAUAUCAUGGUUUAGCGAGAAACAAAAUUGUGUCUCAUUAUCAACUGCUGAAGCAGAGUACAUAGCAGCUGUGCUAUCAACAUCUCCAAAAAUCCAAUUCAGCAUAGCAGAACCAAACAUAUUGAUAUCCGACAUCACCUUUAUUAGAAAACUCGUCGAAGACAAGGUAAUUUGCUUAGAACAUGUAACCAUAGAACUUCAGCUAGCUGACAUCUUCACAAAAGCUUUUGAUGCUACACAAUUUGAAAACUUGCGGAGCAAGUUAGGAAUCUGCAUCCUUGAAGAAUCUUAA
Messenger RNA from Vicia villosa (hairy vetch), 873 nucleotides. RefSeq lists its product as uncharacterized. The record is from RefSeq and is a predicted model, not a curated record. The transcript is spliced from 2 exons. Lineage: Eukaryota; Viridiplantae; Streptophyta; Magnoliopsida; Fabales; Fabaceae. The coding region runs from base 1 to 873 and encodes 290 amino acids.